Messenger RNA from Phytophthora megakarya, 1224 nucleotides. Lineage: Eukaryota; Oomycota; Peronosporomycetes; Peronosporales; Peronosporaceae. The record is from the annotation of a GenBank genome assembly.
AUGGUCCCUUUGGAAUUCCAAGCUGAACGAUGGCGACGCAUCCGAGUGCAUCAGGAUGCAGAUGAGUACCUGUCGGAUAUCCCAGACUUUAUGAAGGAGGACCUCGAGAAGUUUUCGCCCAGAAGACUGAGAAAGAUUGCCAAGGUUGCCGAUCUAUUUGUACGUGGCACUAGGGAUGCACUGUAUCGACUAGCUCGCACGACCCGUGAUCGCCCGCGUGACGUUCAGGAUGAACCUCGACUCGUCGUUCCAAAAGCACUUAGAGACGAUGUCUUACAUUAUGGUCACGAAGAAUUCCAAGGAGGUCACCAAGGCAUCACCAGGACCCAUAAGCGGUUAUGCUCAGAAUUCUAUUGGCCCGGCAUGUAUGCGGAUGUAGAACCCUUUGUGAAGGAAUGCGUUGCCUGCGCGAGUGUAGAAGGAAAACCUCCACGCGGUGGACCAUCGCCCGGGAAUAUUGAACUCCAACAACCUUUCAAAGUGGUUUCGAUGGACUUCGUGACGCACAUGCCGAACGAAUACAUUUUGCUGCUAUUCCAGGAUAUGUUUUCUGGAUAUGUGAUGUGCAAACCGAUGAAUUCAACCACCGCUCAGGAUGUCGCGGAAACUUACGAAGAACGUGUAUUCCAGAACUGUGGAGCGAGUUCAAUGAUUCGGCACGAUCAAGAUCCCCGUUUUAUGAGUGAGGUGUUUACUCGUUUUUGGGAACUCUUCAAUAGUCGUCAGAGAGCCAUUUUGGGAUACCGACCCCAAGCAAACGGACAGCAGGAACGAUCUGACCAACCGGUUGGGUAUUCGUACCUAUAUAUUGAGCAGCCCGAUCAAAGUGACUGGGACGACCAUGCGGAAAGAUUUAUGUUCGCUUUAAACACUUCAUUCGACGCGACACGUUUAGAUACCCCGUUCUACGUGGUCCACGGUUGGGAUCCACAAAAUACUCUGAAAGCGAUGUUGGGUCCGACGCCAUCCAGUGUGCCCGAAAGAACCGCCUACGAGUGGAGUCGAAAGGUCCAGAGGGACUACUGUUAUGCGAAAGCGUGUUCGGAGGGCAUACCGAAUUCUACUGUUAUGCGAAAACGUAAUAAAACCCGACGACAUAGUUCUGGUCUCCAAACGCAAAAGUGGAAGGAGUUAUGCGAACGCCUCAAAUCGGGUUUUCAGAAAGGGGAUGUCGUAUGGUUAUACAUUUAUGCCAUGGACCUUUUCGAAUUGACGAAGGAUUAG